AUGACCAAAACCAAAUUAGAAAAAACUCUCUGCUCGGACUACCAUCAGCUGCUGAUAUCAAAGCCUAACCCAGUAGAUGAUACAAAGUCGUUUGAAGUUCCUCUUUCUUGGAAAUCAUGUGGUAUCAACACGGAAGCAAAGAAACAGUUCAUGUGUUUGGGAGUUUCUUUGCAAGAACAACCUAUACCCUUUCCUUCACUUCCGAAUUUCUCUGAAUUUAGGGAGCUGUUGCAAGAGUAUAAGACAAGCAACUAUUCGUCCAAUGAAGCAGCUCAAAAGAUAUUUGAAAAAUGUGGAUGUUCUUCCCUUCUAUCAAAUGAUCAUCACUCUGCAGCACUCCCAUAUAUGCUUCGUUGGCGCCUUAUCAAUGUUUUAGAUCCUUGCGUUGCUUGUUCUCACUCAAGAGAUAAUGCAAGUGAACUGGAGCUGAGUAGAACCGUUUUCAGCCCAUUACUUGAUUUAGCUGCUCUAUUUCGUCAUUGCCAAACAGAUGGAAAUGUGCAAACCAACAAAUUAAUGAAUAUUUCUGAAGAACAAUUCACCGAUGAUAUGAGGGAAAUGGUUGAGAAGCUAAAACCUGAUAGAUUUGUACAAUUCCAAUUGAAUGAACGCUCAGAAAACAGAAUAAAUAUGAUAAGAGUGAUAGAAGAGGAUAAAACGAAAAGGACAGAAAACGGACAUGAUGAUUUCAUAAAGUUAGUAACAGAAUUACGAAUGAUACACAGCUACAAUUUGAGGGCUUGUUUUGUAGACGAAAAACAGGACUUUCAUGAAAAAUUAGCAACCUAUGGAAUACUCACAACCAAAGAGACCGUUGAAAUUAUUGCAAUCACUGCAAAGCUUGUCAAAAAUGGAAACGAAAUUAACAUACGUUAUUAUCUUCACCGCAUAGGUUUAUUUGAAGGCACUACAUCGUUGAAUAGCAAUUACAAUUCAAGAUUAGACUUGUGUGCAUGGAUAUUAACAAUGCUUAAAAACUGUACAAAUGAGCAUGAGGAGAUUGCUAAAUAUCUACAAACGCGAAAAGGCAAGAAAUCCGGAAUAUUAUUAUCAGCUCGUAAAUCUAAUGAAGUAAUUGAAAUUUUGCCUGGAGAUACACUAUGCUUUGCUGAUGGACAAAUGAUUCAUCAAGUUAAGGGAGUGGUUAGUUCUGUCAUUAUUUCAGAAAAGGAGAAGCAUGUUGUUUUGGUUAAGGGACCCUCAGACCAUCAUUGGUUAUAUCUCAAAAUUCACCAUAUCCCCAUCAAAAUUGAAAGACCUCAUUUUUCUCUAUAUCUCAAUGAUUCAGCAACUUGUAUCUUUUAUCAUGACGACAAACAAUAUGGAAGGUUUGAUAAUAUCGAAUUGUCAUUGCCUGGCAACUGUCUUUCGACAAUUUCUCUUUCUAGAGACGAUAAGAAAAGAGUGAUGAUGGAUAUUCUUUGUGAAUUGGAGUGCAUCCACUCUCAGAAAAUAAUUCAUAAUGACAUCAAGCUGGAAAACAUUGUUCUUUAUGAAACAGAAGAGCACGUUCAAUAUGCAAAACUUAUUGAUUUUGAGUGCUCUAAGCGAUUUAUAACAUACAACAUGAAUCAAGAAGUCUGCUAUUCGUUAGGUAAAUCAGUUUUGUAUUCUGGAUCGGGAACACCAGGCUACUUUCCUCCAGAAAAGCUAGCUGUAAGGAGUAUGGAGAAUGAAGAUGAAAUAGAUAUUGCUCAUUCUUUGACACCAAAAUCAGACAUUUAUUCGUUGGGCAUUGUCUUCUUGGAAAUUAUUGGAGACAUGAAAGUGAGAACGGAUGAUGACAUUAAAAAAGCAAUGACCGCGGUAGGAAAGAGUGAAAUGAAAGGAAUGUUGAAAAUUUUGAAACUAAUGACCGAUCCAGAGAAGCUGAAACGUCCCAAUGCAACCUUAAUCAUUGAAGCACUUCGGAAACUAUGGGGGAAAGAGGGAGAGAAACUAGAAGAAGAGGGAAGAAAAAAAGCUACAACUGAUUUGACAAGUCACUUUUGGGAAUUAUAUGGUGAGACAGAAGAAUUGCAUAAUGAGUCCACUAAACUCUAUAUACCACUUGAUAAUGACUAUUUAGAGAGCAUAUUAGAAUAUGAUGAUGUCUUGUCAGAAGAACAACAACCACCUCUCAAAAGAGGACGUGAUGUUGUUCAGAUGGAUUCCACAACAUCAUCAAAAGACCCUAAAAAGAUCAAGCAAUAA
Molecule: messenger RNA, 2193 nt
Organism: Naegleria fowleri
Lineage: Eukaryota; Heterolobosea; Eutetramitea; Acrasida; Naegleriidae
Exons: 2
Coding region: 1-2193 (730 amino acids)
Biological process (GO): protein phosphorylation
Molecular function (GO): ATP binding; protein kinase activity
Source: RefSeq, a predicted model, not a curated record